AUGGGCGACGCCGGUGACGGCGAGACGCGGGCGCUGCGGCAGGUGGCCGUGGCCAGGAAGUGGCUAGAGGACCCGCGCGUGGGGUACUACGGCGGCGUCGGCCCCAGCGCGGCUGGCGGCAGCCAGGCGCUCAGCUGCGUGGUGCUGGCCGGCGCGCGCGUCUCCCUCGCCGAGCCCGGCCGCGUCAUCUGCUCGCUCCGCGUGCGCGCCCCCGUCGCCGUGCGUGCCGGCCGUCCAAAUCCUGAACUCCACCAUGGUUGA
Messenger RNA from Miscanthus lutarioriparius, 261 nucleotides. NCBI's taxonomy places the organism in Eukaryota, Viridiplantae, Streptophyta, Magnoliopsida, Poales, Poaceae. The record is from the annotation of a GenBank genome assembly.